CUUACGUAAUAACAAACAUCUGUCAAACUCAUACGGAUUUCGUGCCGAAAAAGUUCCAGGUCGUGAAAAGUAGCGAAAAAACGCUUUUCUCAUAUUUCCCGUCGCGUAAUCCUUAUCGAACAUGUCGGCCGUGAAAAUUUUCUCCUUGGCCAAACACGGCAACCGGAUCAUCCGUCCGACAAUGAUGAUGACCACUCGCUCCUGCACCAAUGCCGCAAUGAAGGCCACCAGCAUCAAGCCACAGGAGUUCUAUUACGUUAACAACACGGAUCCGAGCAUGGAGAUGACCGACAUCACGGAUCGUGCCGCGCAAACCAUAUUCUGGACGGAACUGUUCCGUGGUGCCGCGGUAACUCUGGCUCACAUCUUCAAGGAACCCGCCACCAUCAACUACCCGUUCGAGAAGGGACCUUUGAGCCCUCGUUUCCGUGGUGAGCAUGCUUUGCGGCGUUACCCCAGCGGAGAAGAGAGGUGCAUUGCCUGUAAGCUGUGUGAGGCAAUCUGUCCGGCGCAGGCCAUUACCAUUGAGGCGGAAGAGCGCGCUGAUGGGAGCCGUAGAACCACCCGGUACGAUAUCGACAUGACCAAGUGCAUCUACUGUGGAUUCUGUCAGGAGGCUUGCCCCGUUGAUGCCAUCGUGGAAGGACCGAACUUUGAGUUCUCCACCGAGACGCACGAAGAGUUGCUAUAUAACAAGGAAAAGUUGCUCUGCAAUGGCGACAAAUGGGAGUCGGAAAUCGCGUCGAACAUCAAUGCCGACUAUCUGUACCGUUAAAAGGGUCUGACGGUGAUGGAUUGUGCAUUGGAAAUGUACAACCGUUUAGAACACAACAUGUAAACUAAAAAUAUAUACGAUAUCAGUUGAAGCUA
Messenger RNA from Aedes aegypti (yellow fever mosquito), 870 nucleotides. RefSeq names its product NADH-ubiquinone oxidoreductase subunit 8 (gene ND-23). Gene Ontology annotation, cellular component: membrane. Gene Ontology annotation, biological process: mitochondrial electron transport, NADH to ubiquinone; mitochondrial respiratory chain complex I assembly. The transcript has 3 exons. Gene Ontology annotation, molecular function: NADH dehydrogenase activity; 4 iron, 4 sulfur cluster binding. Lineage: Eukaryota; Metazoa; Arthropoda; Insecta; Diptera; Culicidae. The coding region runs from base 122 to 775 and encodes 217 amino acids. The record is from RefSeq and is a predicted model, not a curated record.